AUGAGAGGGGCACCCACACCUGCGGGGAGCUCUGGGAACAUCACAGUUUGGGAGGUGUACAUCGACUUUGCCCUUCUGGUGGCAAACAGCUUUGUUCUAAUAAUCACCUCCGUCGUGGGAACAGCAGCAAACAUUUUCGUCAUCCUGGCAGUGUGUCACCAGAAGUCGUUGCAAACAUCUGUCAAUGCGUUAGUGGUGAAUCUCGCUGUGGUGGACUUCCUCCGCUGCACUAUCGACUGCCCCGUUCUACUGCAUGUUAUGGUGACCCUGCACCGAAGAGGGCAUUUGGACCAUCUGAUCUGUGACACACAAACAGCCUUGUUCUCAUUCAGCUGCUGCAUCCAGCUGUCGACGCUGGGGUGCAUAAGUGCAGAGAGAUACCAGGCAAUUGCGAAUCCCUUCAAAACCAGUCAACGAAAAAGACGGAUGAUGGUGCUGAUCCCUCUUACCUGGAUCUUGGGAGUUUCAGUGGCUGCUUUUUGUCAGAUGUUUUUGAAAGACCCCACUGUAUAUUCAAGGUGCAAGGAAGGUCAACGAGGAAAAAUCCUCUCCUAUGACACCAUCGGUCUCUAUGUGCUGCUUCCUCUGUGGGUAUCCUGCUUCGGGAUUAUCACCGGAUUCUACGCUAGAAUAUUUGCUCUGCUGAGGUCACACAAUCGCAAAAUAUUUGAUGAAGGCACUUCUGUUCCCACAAAAGACUUCAAAGAAGAUAAGCAACCCCCUACAGUAGAAAAUGGACAAAACAAAUGUGAGAAAAAGCAGACCCCAAGCAUUAGUAUUGCUGAGCCGAAUUUAUUUGAGAAAAAUUCCCUGCUGACCUCAGGGGGAGCCCUCCAAAGCAACUCCAUCAGUUCUGAGAGGAAAACUGGCUUUAAAAAUACAGUGGAGAUGAGUCACUUGGAGAAGGUACAACCCCACCCUCCUGUAGCAGAGAACGCAAUGCAGCCUGUGGAGAAAAUGUUGGAAACAGAGCAACGCAGUGCUCAGAAAACAGAAGAAAAUGCCUCAAAUCAAGAUGGGAUUGCUAAGAGGACAAUGCAGGAAAAGUCAAGCAGUCUUAACCUAGAGUAUCAGGUCAGAGAAAGCCUGAAACCUGAAAGCCCUGUCAAGGGGAACAGUCUUCCUAAUGCGUCAUCUACACACCCAGAGCAUCCUGAAUCUAACUCUGUCCUGUUGACUGAUCAGGAACAAGAAAACAUAAGCACCAGAGGUGAAACACAGGCAGCACCUACGCUAGAUAAAGAGUCCACACAGCCCUCUGUCCAAAGUAAUGAAGCCACAAAAGAACACGUUCAGUUGGAGGGGGCUGUUUGCAUCAUGCCUUCGAAGGCAAGCAAGGAGAGAGCGAGAAAAAAGAAGGAGACUAAAAUGGCCAAACGUGCCGGCUAUAUCAUCAUAUCAUUUCUCCUAUUCUGGCUUCCCUUAAUCACAAUCAUCCUUCUCAGUUUUUUUCUUCACAAAAACACUGAUACACAGAUGCCCUUUCUUCAAGGGAUUGAGAUCCUGUCAGUGUCUGUUUCCUGCAUCACAUCACUUAGUGACCCGAUAAUAUAUGCUGCAGUGAACCCACAGUUUCGCUCAGAGUUUUAUAAGCUUAAAAACUGGGUUAAAUCCAGAUUCUAUAAGAGAUGA
Molecule: messenger RNA, 1632 nt
Organism: Cyprinodon variegatus (sheepshead minnow)
Lineage: Eukaryota; Metazoa; Chordata; Actinopteri; Cyprinodontiformes; Cyprinodontidae
Product: dopamine D2-like receptor
Exons: 2
Coding region: 1-1632 (543 amino acids)
Biological process (GO): G protein-coupled receptor signaling pathway
Cellular component (GO): membrane
Molecular function (GO): G protein-coupled receptor activity
Source: RefSeq, a predicted model, not a curated record